AUCAUUAGUAAUACAUUCGUUUGCAUUGAAGAGCAUAACACCAUGUGCUGUUAGAGUUGAUUCUGUGACUGUGGAUGACUCUGCCCUAAAUGCAAAUAUUAGCAUUGUAGAUAAAACCAAUGGUAGUGAAUUGUAAAUGAGCCAGUUAGAAACUUUAUUAAAAGUCAAAGCCAGCCUACAGUGGAUGUUGUCUCUGGUUAAAGACAGACUGUGGUCAGUUUUUAUUAUUCUAAACAAUCUUCACAGAGGAACUACCUGACUGGCAUCACUGCUGGAGUCUGCAAUUCAGGGUUAUACUGAACGUAUGGACCUCCAAAACUGCAUUCUUCAUCUUUGAAAAUUAAACCCAGGAAUGGAAAUGUUUGGACUUAAACUCAAGAAGAAGAAAAAAGCAGAGAAGGGACUAGUGAUUUCAAACAAAGGUGCACAAGAUGCAGAUGCAGAUGAAACACAUGCGGCUCAAGCAACCACCGUCGUGGGUGAGCCUCAAGAUACCAGCUUGACUGUCCCUUCCAGCAGUGGUUCUAGCAAAGCCAGAGUAAAACAAAGAUCCAUUCCAGUAUUGAGAAUUAAUGACAGUGACAGCAAACACCAGACUUACCAGAUUGCUAUAAACAUCAUUGAGGCUCGGCAACUGAUUGGGGAAAACAUUGACCCGGGGGUGGUGAUUGAAGUUGGAGAUGAAAGAAAACAAUCUACAGUAAAAGAGGGAACAAACGCUCCAUUUUACAAUGAGUACUUUGUAUUUGAAUUCAUUGGUCCACAAGAAUUGCUCUUUGACAAGAUUAUUAGACUUUCUGUUAUGCAUUCUAAGAUUAUGCGCAGCUUCUUGAUUGGAUCUUUUAAACUGGAUGUGGGAACAGUUUAUGAGCAGCCAGGUCACCAAUUCUGCAAUAAGUGGGCAUUACUUACUGAUCCAAAUGAUAUUAGAACAGGUGUCAAAGGUUAUCUAAAAUGUGAUAUCAGUGUCAUUGGGAAAGGGGACACUAUACAGGCCACAGAGAAAGCCAGUGAUGCAGAGGAAAAAAUUGAAAAGAAUCUUCUGCUUCCCAAAGGGUUUCCAUCAGAAAGACCAUGGGCCAGGUUUUACAUCAAGGUCUACAGAGCAGAGGGCCUUCCCAGGAUGAACUCAAGCAUCAUGGCCAACAUGACAAAGGCAUUCAGGGGAGACGAUAAGGACCUUAUAGACCCAUAUGUGGUUGUUGCCUUUUCUGGUCAAAUGGGCCGAACAACUGUUCAGAAAAAUUCUGCUCAUCCGGUUUGGAAUGAGCAGAUUGUCUUCAAAGAAAUGUUCCCUCCUCUUUGUAGAAGAGUUAAAAUCCAGGUGUGGGAUGAAGGGAGCAUGAAUGAUGUGGCUGUAGGAACUCACUAUAUUGAUCUAAGAAAAAUCUCAAAUGAACAGGAUGGGGACAAAGGAUUCUUGCCAACCUUUGGCCCAGCAUGGAUCAAUCUCUAUGGUUCAGCCCGUAACUUCAGCCUAAUGGAUGACAGUCAAACCCUCAAUGAAGGUGUUGGUGAGGGUGUUUCCUUCAGGGGUCGUAUCCUGGUGGAAUUAGCCGUGGAGAUCCUUUCCGGAGCAGCAGCUGACUCAAAAUUAACUAAAAUAGCAAAAGAUCUGAAACUUCCACUUAAGGACUCAAAAAAUCCCAAAGGAAAAGAGGAGAAGGUACCUGCGGCAGGGGAGGAGGCAAAGACAGCAGCAAAUGAAAAGAUAGUCGCCAGCAGGACUGAAGUCAUUGCUAUUGAAUCCCCUCCGCAGAUCACAGAAGACAACAUGGAAAGUUUUCUUCUGUUUGGUGCAGUUUUUGAGGCAACAAUGAUUGACAGGAAGAUGGGAGACAAGUCCAUCAGCUUUGAGUUUACCAUAGGUAACUAUGGGAACAUCAUUGAUGGAGUGUGCCCUAUAAAUUCCAGUAAAAAGAAACUUCCCGAAUCUCACCACCCAGAAAGCUCUCCACUGCUACAUGCUGGGGAGGCUGCUGGAGAUCCUGCUGGGGACCAGGAUCCUGUGUCAUGCAAAUCCAUCACCAAAUCAGAGAAGCCAAUGAUAAUGGAUGGCAACAGAAAUUGCUGCUUUUUGCCAUUUCUUAACAAAAAGCCCUGUAUACACUUUGUGAGCCACUGGGAAGGUCACAUGUUCAGACUUUACUACUCAAACGUGUUGGAGAGAAUAGCGAAUACAUUUAGUGAAGGCUUAGAAGAAGUGAAAGAACUGGAGAGACUAUCAAAUCCCUCAGCAAAUGAACGGAUGCAGAGUGUUUUUGAAGAACUUGUCAACAGUAGCGGAAAAUUCAUUACUUUUGCUGAGAAGAAAGUAAAAAUGAAGGAUCUUACUGUUCUGGAUAAGAAGAGGCUUACUCUUUGCAAACAGGAGCUGGAAAGCAUGUCAAAAGAAGUGGUGUUAAUUAUGCAACAGCAAGGGAAGAGACUGACUUUGACCGAGUUGAUUCAAGUAUCCCAGAAUUACACCAAGAAACUGUUUUUUUUAGUGGAAGAGCCUCAGCACACUAUCCCGGAUGUAUUUGUCUGGAUGCUCAGCAACAACAAGAGAGUGGCUUAUGCUCGAAUUCCAGCCAAGGAUCUACUGUACUCUCAACUGGAACAUGAAAGGGGAAAGGACUGUGCAAAGAUUAAGACCAUUUUUUUCAAAAUACCUGGAAAGCGAGUCAUUGCUGUCCAAGCAAAGGUGGAUAUAUACAUGUGGCUGGGACAUUCUGAAGACUCCCAUGCUAUCCUGGAAAAUUUGCCUUCUGGAUAUGAACCAGAAUUUCUAACCAGUAGCCCUGGACAUCAUAACGUUCCUGAUAAUCUGAUAUAUAAAUCACAGCACAUGUUCCAGCUGAGAGCUCACAUGUACCAAGCCAGGGGAUUAAUCGCUGCAGACAGCACUGGACUCUCUGAUCCUUUUGCGAAAGUUUCAUUUGGGUCACAAAGCCAAUCCACAAUGAUUAUUAAUCAGACCCUGACCCCCACCUGGAACCAGAUGCUGCUUUUCAAUAACAUUCCCUUUCACGGUGAAGUAAAAGACAUUGCUUGGGACCCUCCCCUUAUUGUCAUAGAGCUCUAUGAUGAUGAUGCACUGGGUAAGGCAGAAUAUCUUGGCUCCACACUGGCUGUUCCUGAAGUGAAGCUGGCUGAGGAGCAUUACACCCCACCCCUGCUUCAAUAUUACCCAAUCUUUUGUGGGAGCAUGCUGGGUGGAGAGCUUCUUGCAGCCUUUGAAUUGCUACAGAUCCCUGAAUCUGAACCCGAAACACUUCCACCCAUCGAUGAGCCUGACGGCCAAAUCAUUCCAGUUCCUGCAAAUAUCCGUCCAGUCCUGAAAAGAUAUAGAGUGGAGACGCUGUUUUGGGGCUUGCGUGAGUUGAAGAAGGUCCAGCUCCUGUCUGUGGAUCGACCUCAGGUGUUUAUUGAAUGUGCAGGAAAAGGAGUCAGAUCUUGCGUCAUUCAAAGUUACAAGAGCAAUCCAAACUUCUCUGUCAUUGUGGAUGUCUUUGAAGUGGACAUACCAGAGAUUGAGCACCUACAUCCACCGCUUACCAUCAGUGUUGUUGAUUGGAGAGCAUUUGGUCACAGCACUCUGGUUGGGACUCAUGUUGUGAACUGUCUCAAACAGUUUUUCUACAAAGCCAAGGAGCUCCCCAGCAGCCCACGAAAACAAAUACCAGCAGCUAAAGAAGGAGUGAGAGAACAAGAGGAUGAAACAACUGUUAUUGAGGCAUCUCCCCCAGAAGAAAUCUAUGUCAAUAUAGAUCCACCACCAACACCAAAAACCCCACCAGUGACACAAGUGGGCUCCAAGGAUGGUAAAAGAACCUUGAGAAGGUCCACCAAGAGAAGAAAACGCACUGUUGCUGAUGAUUCUGCAGAAAACGUCAUUGACUGGUGGUCUAAAUACUAUGCAUCGAUGGAGAAAGCAAAACAAGAAAAGCAGAAAGAAGCAAGUUUACACCAGCAUGUCGGUGACAACGCUGCCAAGGAUGACGUUUUCAUAGUAACUCCUCUACAGAACUUACUCUCACAUGGAGUUGACUCCUUAGUGAGUGGAAGUCCUGACAUCUAUUCUUCAAUUGAAGCUGGUAAUAAGAAAAAUAAACUUGCCAAAAAGAAAGGACAGCUGCAGCAGCCAAACCUCACAACUCUGCAGAUAUAUAACAAAGAGUUGGAAGCCGUGUUCAACAACUUUGAUGACUGUGUGAAAACCUUUGAACUCUGUCGAGGAAAAGCAAAUGAAGAAGACAGUCUGCAGGAAGACAGAGCUGUGGGGAAAUUUAAGGGCAGAUUCUGUGUAUACAAGUGCACUGAUGAGAGUGAUGGUGGUGACGAUGAUGACGAUGAGAGCAGUUCUGGUGCAGGCCAGUUCAGAAUUCUACAAGGAAUGCCACCCAACCAUGCCAUCAAAGUCUUGAUAAGGGUCUACAUUGUGUCAGCUUUCAACCUUCAUCCAGCAGAUCCAGAUGGUAAAUCUGAUCCUUAUAUUGUACUACAACUGGGAAAAACUCAAAUCAAGGACCGAGAUAACUAUAUCCCCAAGCAGCUGAAUCCUGUGUUUGGAAGGUCAUUUGAGAUCCAAGCUACGUUCCCUAUGGAGUCUUUGCUUUCCAUAGUAAUAAAAGACUAUGAUAUGAUUGGAUCAGAUGACGUAAUUGGGGAAACUAAGAUAGAUCUGGAAAACAGAUUCUACAGUCGACACAGAGCAACGUGUGGCCUAUCAAGCGAGUAUGCCAUUGACGGCUACAAUGCAUGGCGGGAUUCACUAAAACCCACGGAAUUACUAACCAAGCUCUGUAAAGAUCAUCAGUUGAAUGGACCCCAUUUACAGCCUGGGAAGAUUUGCAUCGGAGAUCAAGUCUUUACUGGAAAAACGGUCUUUGAGGAAGAUGAUGAAAAGGUGGAAUCUUAUGAGCAUCUUGCCCUAAACGUUUUACAUCGCUGGUCAGAAAUUCCUGCUGCUGGAUACAGGCUGGUUCCAGAACAUAUUGAGACAAGGACACUCUACCAUAAGGACAAGCCAGGCAUGGAACAGGGUCAGUUGCAGAUGUGGGUGGAUAUGUUCCCAAUGGACAUGCCUCCCCCAGGACCUCCUGUUGACAUAUCUCCACGAAAGCCUAAAGGAUAUGAGUUGAGGAUAAUAAUUUGGAACACUGAAGACGUCAUCUUAGAAGAUGAAAACUUUAUUACAGGCCAGCAGUCAAGUGACAUUUAUGUAAAAGGGUGGCUAAAAGGUCUGGAAGAUGACAAGCAGGAGACUGAUGUGCACUAUAACUCGCUGACUGGAGAAGGAAACUUUAACUGGCGUUUUGUCUUCCCCUUCAACUAUUUGCCUGCAGAGAAACUACUGGUUGUGAACAAAAGGGACAAUAUCUUCUCUUUGGACAAGACUGAACGCAAGCUUCCAGCAGAGCUUGUUCUCCAAGUUUGGGAUUUUGAAAGACUUUCUUCUGAUGACUUUUUGGGGGCCAUUGAACUGGACCUGCAUGGGUUCAGUCGAGGUGUAAAGUCAGCAAAAGCUUGCAACCUGGAUAUGAUAAAUAAAGCUGAAAAAAUCUCAAUUUUCCAGCAAAAACGUGUCAGAGGCUGGUGGCCCUUUGCCAAAUCUGGUGAACUUACGGGAAAGGUGGAAGCAGAGUUCCACUUGUUACAUGCUGAAGAGGCUCAGAAAUCCCCUGUUGGCAAGGCAAGAAAAGAACCAGAACCACUUGAGAAACCUAACCGCCCAGACACUUCAUUCUCCUGGUUCGUCAAUCCUUUUAAGUGUUUCUUUCACUUAAUCUGGAGAAAUUACAAGAAAUAUAUUAUCAUAGCUUUUAUCUUGCUUAUAUUAGCUUUAUUCAUUCUGUUGCUCCUUUACACUCUGCCUGGUGCAGUCUCCAACAGAAUCGUAAAUGGAUAGAUUCUGCUCACAUAGGCUUCAGACUCAUGAAUCAGGAUGGAUUCACAUGAAGAAUGUACUACUGCAACGUUUAUAUGGAUUUCUUGAUUUUAUAAGUUGCUAAUUUUCUUAAAAAUCACAUGUUUUGUUAACUAAAUUUAAGAUGAUUAAAAAUGCUUUUUUUUUUAGAUGUCUUUUAUCUGCACAUUACACUGUGUUAAAAUAAUUUACAUAUGGCCAAUAGAUGCAUAGGGCUCUAUUUUGCACGGUGAUGUCAUGAUGCAAUUACAUUACAAUUACAUUACAAGUCAUGAAUUAUUAAGUUUGCUAAGGUCAAAAAUUAUGCUUUUGAUAAUUACAUUUUAUUCUCAUAUUGCAUGUCCCUUAUACUGCAAUGUUUAACUGAAUGAACUUUUGGUAUGAAGCGUUUUGGUACAUAAUAGGACCAUUGAUCUCUGUCAAUUUGAUCAAUUUGAAAAGUAUGCUCAAUUUAUCACAUGAUUCAGCACUACAGGUGGGUUGACAUUUAAGUAAUUUAAUAAACCGUAUUGAAAAUAUGGCUUGGUUCAAUAACCCAGGAGUUUUAAACGUAUUGUCAGGGGUGUAGUGGGGCCAGAGCAGACUUUUUCUUGUGAUAGCUACAGAACUAAUAAAAAUAAUGGAAGCAUCGUCUUUAAAGUGUCAUUAAAUAUAUACAAGAAAGUUUGAUAUUAGGACCUAUUAAAUGCAAAUUCCAAAAUAAAAUAUUGACUUUGUCAGAGCGCUCCCACAAAAAAAAAAGUACCAGUCCAGCCUGGCACCACAGGACAGGAAGUUAGCCAAGUCUGUUGUUCUGUUCUGCAAUAUGCAUUGUAAGCCAGAGUACAGUAUACAUACAUUAGUGUUAGUGCCAUCCAC
This is a messenger RNA of Polyodon spathula (Mississippi paddlefish), 6769 nucleotides long. It is a transcript of the gene fer1l6, whose product is annotated as fer-1 like family member 6. The transcript has 42 exons. Gene Ontology annotation, cellular component: membrane. The record is from RefSeq and is a predicted model, not a curated record. Gene Ontology annotation, biological process: plasma membrane organization. The coding region runs from base 353 to 5893 and encodes 1846 amino acids. Lineage: Eukaryota; Metazoa; Chordata; Actinopteri; Acipenseriformes; Polyodontidae.